AUGGUCAGCGUGUACGGUGUGCAGCUCGCAUUUUAUCGUGGACAUCGUCGCAGCGACAGCAGGGGCUCUUUGGUGAUGUACGACAGCGCUAGCUGUUCGUACGCAGGUGCGCUCGAAUUAAAAGGAGCCUCCGGGGCCGGAGCCGCGGCCGCAAGUGUAACCGCGGCGGGUGUCAAGCAGGAAAACUGGCCGUACCGCGGCCUGACCUGCGGUAGCACCUUCCAGAGGCUCAAGGAGAGCGUUGACAAGGCGAAACAAGCGCUCGCCGACCGCGGCGGAUACUUAUCCGGUGCUUUCUCGCCGCCGCCACGUGCCACUCCAUCCGCCAUUUCGCCAACUGCCUCCAUCACCGAUGCCAGCAGCUCGUACAAAGGAGGCUGGAGCCACGCCACGUCGCCGGCUCCUGGACAGGGAUACGGGAGCAGCUUAUCCAAGUCAGCACUGGACACGCACACCCACCUCAGGCAGCCUGAUCCCUACCAAAUGUUCGGAGCGACGAGCAGUCGGCUCGCAAGCUCCGGUUCCGGUCAGAUUCAACUCUGGCAAUUUCUACUCGAGCUACUGUCGGACUCGAGCAACGCCGCGUGCAUUACGUGGGAAGGAACCAACGGUGAAUUUAAGUUGACUGACCCGGACGAGGUGGCGAGACGCUGGGGCGAGAGGAAGUCCAAGCCUAACAUGAAUUAUGACAAAUUGUCGAGGGCUUUGAGGUACUACUACGACAAGAACAUCAUGACAAAGGUCCACGGGAAGAGGUACGCGUACAAGUUCGACUUCCAGGGCCUGGCAGCGGCAACGCAACCCGCGGCCGCGGAUCCAGCUGCCUACAAAUACCAAAGCGAGCUGUUUAUGUCCGGUUACGGACACGCAAAACUGAACCUCAUGCCACCACCGGCCGCCUCCGUGUCGGUUUCUGUUCCUGGGGGCCUGUUUCAAUCAGCCUCCAGCUACUGGUCCACGAGUCCGGGUGCUAACCUGUACGCGGGACACCACACGGCCUCUGGUCAUGUGCCGCCUCAUCUGGGCACCUAUCCGCAUUACGCAUGACCCACCGCCGA
Habropoda laboriosa is the source of this 1058-nucleotide messenger RNA. RefSeq names its product DNA-binding protein D-ETS-3 (gene Ets65A). Gene Ontology annotation, biological process: regulation of transcription by RNA polymerase II; cell differentiation. Gene Ontology annotation, molecular function: DNA-binding transcription factor activity, RNA polymerase II-specific; sequence-specific DNA binding. The coding region runs from base 1 to 1047 and encodes 348 amino acids. The record is from RefSeq and is a predicted model, not a curated record. Gene Ontology annotation, cellular component: nucleus. The transcript is spliced from 6 exons. Lineage: Eukaryota; Metazoa; Arthropoda; Insecta; Hymenoptera; Apidae.